Molecule: messenger RNA, 1800 nt
Organism: Chelonoidis abingdonii (Abingdon island giant tortoise)
Lineage: Eukaryota; Metazoa; Chordata; Testudines; Testudinidae
Product: zinc finger protein RFP-like
Molecular function (GO): zinc ion binding; protein binding
Source: RefSeq, a predicted model, not a curated record
CUCAGACGGAGUCAUGGCUGCUGCCGAUCCAGCAAAAACUUUUGAGGACGAAGCUUCUUGUCCCAUCUGCCUGGAGUAUUUUAACGAUCCGGUGACUUUAGACUGCGGGCACAAUUUCUGCCGAGCCUGCAUCACCCAGUGCUGGGAGGGAUCGGAUACAGAUGUCUUCUGCCCCUGCUGCAUGGAGAUCUUUCCCCAGGGGAACUUCCGGGCCAACAGACAGCUGGGGACUCUCGUAGACCUAAUCAUCAGACAGCUGAAGGAUGAGCAACAACAGGCCAAGCUGGGAGGGGAGAGGGUGUGCGGGAAACACCAGGAGGCUCUGAAACUGUUCUGCGAGGAGGAUCAAACCCCCAUCUGUGUGGUGUGUGACAGAUCCCAGGAGCACAGCGCUCACACUGUAGUUCCCAUUCAAGAGGCUGCCCAGGAGUACAAGGAGCAAAUCUGGAGGCGGCUGGAUGUUCUGGAGAAGGGGAGAGAAGAGAUUCUAGCUCUCAUAGCGUGUGAGGAAGAGCAAAGGCAGGAACUGCUGAGACAAAUAGAAAUUGACCGGGAGACGAUGGGGUAUCGAUUUGAGAAACUGCACAUGUUUCUGCAAGAACAAGAGCGCCUCUUGCUGGCCUGGCUGGACGAGCUGGAGAAAGAGGUCACCGCCAGAAAGGAUGAAAACGUCUGCCGACUCACCGAGGAGGUUUCCCGUCUCAACACCCUGAUCGGGCAGAUGGAGGAGAAGUGCGAGCAGCCUGCAAGUGAAUUCAUGCAGGAUGUCAGAAGCACUUUGAGCAGAUGUGAGAUAGGCACAUUCCAGGCUCCAGCGCCUGCUUCUCCUGAACCAAAGUGGAGACUCUGGUUGUUUUCUCAAAAUUUCGCUUUCCUCCAGGAUGCGCUGAGGAAGCUGAAAGUGAAUCUGUUGCCUGAACCGAAACCGGACAGAGCUGAAGUGACUCUGGAUCCAGACACGGCAAAUCCCUGGCUCGCCGUGUCCGCGGAUGGCAAAAGUGUGCACUGGGGAGUUGCCCGGCAGGACCUGCCCGACCAUCCCGAGAGAUUUGACCCUGCUCCCUGCGUGCUGGCUUCUGAGGGCUUUGCCUCUGGGAGGCAUUCCUGGGAGGUGGAAGUUGGAGAAGGGGCAGUCUGGGUUGUGGGAGUAGCCCUGGAGCCUGUUAAGAGGAAAGGAGCGAGCACGUUUACACCAGAGCAGAGGAUCUGGGCCGUGCGGAAAUACUGGGAACAGCAUUGGGCGCUCACCUGCCCUGAAACUCCUUUGUAUCUACAUGGGGUCCCUCGGAGGAUCCGGAUUUAUGUGGACUAUGAAGGGGGGUUGGUGGCGUUUUAUGAUGCUGGCAACGAGGCCCCGAUCUUCACUUUCCCACCAGCCCCUUUUGCUGGGGAGAAAAUCCGCCCUUUCUUUGAGCUGCUGAGUACAGGCUCCCAGAUCAAACUGUGCCCCUGAAACACAGGACAAACCAUCCCAGAUUGGCCUUGGUCCUACAAACAUUAGUAAUAGGGCCGUUCCAUAGAAGCAAUCAGUGUGGCUGCCUCAGGAAUGGUUUUGUUGCCAGCGGGCAAGAAGAUGGUCCUCAGAAUGAUAAAUAAAAGGCUGGUGCAGUAAAUAAUCAGUUAGGAUGUGCACCACACUAUGAGAGAUGUUUGGAGCAGCCCUGGCACGCAGAUCACAGGGGGAGAUUUAAAGAUGAAUAUCUACGUGUCCAUAGUAUUUCAGCACCUACAGGUCUCAGCUGAGAUCAGGGCCCUGUUGUGCCGGGCGCUGCACAGACACACAGGGAGAGACAGUCCCUG